Perkinsus marinus ATCC 50983 is the source of this 339-nucleotide messenger RNA. RefSeq lists its product as hypothetical. The record is from RefSeq and is a predicted model, not a curated record. The annotation marks the transcript as partial. Lineage: Eukaryota; Perkinsozoa; Perkinsida; Perkinsidae. The transcript is spliced from 2 exons.
AUGGCUAGGAAACGAGGAUUGGCAUCUAUUAAGGCCACCACGGGUGAGCGGAUGGAAAUGUUCCAUCGGGCACUCGAUGGUUACAUAUCCAAGGGCUUCUGUGCUAUCGUCAAGGAUAAUCGCCUCGACCCAUCUAAGCCAGAAGCAUCUACGUGCCAAUCUAUCUGGGAGAAGCUGAGUAAGGGCACCCCUUAUCAAGGGGCGGCACCUAAUAUGUUGGAUAGUGUUGUGGAUGAUACCAUCGACGAGAUCUACGACUUGAGUCAACUAGCGGCUGAAAUCGAUGGAGACACUUUCGAAGUCGCUGUGAAAAGUAUCGACCCAGGAAGGAUCAAGAGU